AUGACGUAGAAGCGGCGCGACGCGAGCGAGCGAGUGCGGGAAGGCCGGGGGGUGAGUCGGCGCGAAUUCGGUGUCGCCGGUCAGUCAGUCAGUCAGUCUCCCGCCCGCCCGCCCGCAAAAUGGAGUACCUGAUAGGCAUUCAGGGCCGUGACUUCGUCCUCCUGGCCUCCGACAUGGUGGCCGCGAGCAGCAUCAUCGCCAUGAAGCACGAUUACGAUAAAAUGUUUAAAUUGAGCGAGAAGAUCCUGUUGCUGUGUGUGGGAGAGGCUGGAGACACUGUGCAGUUUGCAGAGUACAUUCAGAAAAAUGUACAGCUCUACAAAAUGAGGAAUGGUUAUGAGCUGAGUCCUGCAGCAGCUGCCAACUUCACUCGCAAAAAUCUGGCAGAAUAUCUUCGGAGUCGGACACCCUACCAUGUGAACAUGAUUUUAGCUGGUUACGAUGAGCAUGAUGGGCCUGCGUUAUACUACAUGGACUACUUAGCAGCUCUGGCCAAAGCUCCCUUUGCCGCUCAUGGAUAUGGCGCCUUUCUCACGCUCAGUAUCCUAGACCAACAUUAUAAGCCAGAUCUCACACGCGAAGAAUCCUUGGAGCUCUUGAAGAAGUGCUUGAAAGAGAUCCAGAAACGGUUCAUCUUGAAUCUCCCCUCAUUCACUGUCCGGAUCAUUGAUAAAGAAGGCAUUCAUGAUAUGGAGCAGAUUUCUGUGGCUGACAUAUAAUCACUUCGCACACAGUUUUUUUUUGUUUUUUUUUACUUGCUGAAAUUGAUUAGCGUGUGUAUCCAAGCUCAAUAAAACCCCACUCUCAACACCA
Callorhinchus milii (elephant shark) is the source of this 813-nucleotide messenger RNA. RefSeq names its product proteasome 20S subunit beta 2 (gene psmb2). Gene Ontology annotation, molecular function: peptidase activity. Gene Ontology annotation, biological process: proteasomal protein catabolic process. Lineage: Eukaryota; Metazoa; Chordata; Chondrichthyes; Chimaeriformes; Callorhinchidae. The coding region runs from base 120 to 719 and encodes 199 amino acids. The transcript is spliced from 6 exons. Gene Ontology annotation, cellular component: cytosol; proteasome core complex; nucleus. The record is from RefSeq and is a predicted model, not a curated record.